Molecule: messenger RNA, 811 nt
Organism: Sarcophilus harrisii (Tasmanian devil)
Lineage: Eukaryota; Metazoa; Chordata; Mammalia; Dasyuromorphia; Dasyuridae
Product: coiled-coil domain-containing protein 115
Exons: 1
Coding region: 41-706 (221 amino acids)
Biological process (GO): vacuolar proton-transporting V-type ATPase complex assembly
Cellular component (GO): extrinsic component of endoplasmic reticulum membrane
Source: RefSeq, a predicted model, not a curated record
GGGAAGAGGCGGGGCAAGCAGCAGGUGGCGCUCCGGUGCUAUGGCGGAGGCCGCGGCGGAGAGCGGGCCGAGCCCUGCGCCGGCAGCUCCCGGAGCCGGCGCGUUGCCGGCCCUGUACGCCCAGCUCGAUGACCACGUCGUGCAGCUCUUCCUGGAGCUUGAGCAGCUGGAAGGGAAGCGGGCGGAGCUGAACGCCCGAGUGGAAGAGGGCUGGUUCUCCCUCUCCAAGACUCGCUAUGCCAUGGGAGCCAAGGCCGUCAGUCCCCUUCAGUACAGCUCCUCGAUGGCUCCGCUCUUCCGGGUCUGCGCCAGUGAGCCGGAGCCUGGCCGGCCUGAGUUCCGGGUGGUUUUCACCAAAGCGGGGUCUCCGAAAGACUCGAGCCCCAAGGAGGACCAAGGUGUGGUGGAUGGGCGGCCGAAGUCCGAGUCUCCGGUGCUGCGGAGGCGGCAGCAACCUCCCGGGGCUCCCCCGCAGCCCGCCGCGCCCUCCCCCGCCACUGAGACGUCGGGAGAGCCGGACCCCCUGACCUGGUUUGGGAUCUUGGUGCCCCAGAGUCUGCGGCAGGCCCAGGGAAGUUUCCGGGCAGCCCUACUAAUCGCUGGGGAAAUUGCGGAGCUCCAGAGCCGAAUCGCGUGGGAAAGAGCCCAGAUUCAAGGCCUGCUCCAGGAGAAACGGAAGCUGCUUGAACAGAUGAAGGUGGAAUGAACUCAUUCUCUAAGACUUAAAAUCCAUAUAAAUUAUUUAUCUCUUGUUUGAUGACUCUCAAAAGGAAAAGGUUAAAAAUAAAACUUUUUUUUCCCCCUUUCUGGA